Paramecium octaurelia is the source of this 517-nucleotide messenger RNA. Lineage: Eukaryota; Ciliophora; Oligohymenophorea; Peniculida; Parameciidae. The record is from the annotation of a GenBank genome assembly.
AAAAGUAUAUUCCGAAAGGAAAAAAUUUAUGAGCAAAAUUAACAAUCAGAUAUAUGUAUAAUUCAUGGCUUUGAUCAGAUUCCUUAAUCUUAGCGUACUUACAAGAAUAAUUUCAAGUAUCCAAUGGAGGGAGAGAUCAUCAAAUCCUCGGUUGAUUAAACAUUAGAAUUUGCACCUCAUCUGUUCGCCUGAUAAUUUGGAGUUAUAAAAUUGGUAGGAGUAAGUUCCAAUAAGAUGUUAAAGCAGACAAAAUAAUGUAUCCGCAUAAAGUGAGUACAUUGACAUCCUAAAAUUUAUUAAAUAGUUGAUGUCUUUUAACUAGAAACAAAGAAGCAGCAUGACAUUCAGCGUUAGGUUUUGGACGAGACUGAACUGCAAGGGUUCAAUAUUGGCAGCAAAGACUCAAUCUAAUAUGUAAAAUAAAGAGCAGCUUUGCAUUCAUCUAAAUAUAUAAAAUGCAAAGUUGCUUGACAAGUAUAGUAUUUACAAUAGUAGACGCAAAUACAGUUUAUAUUGA